CAGUCAUUGCGCGCGCAUGAGGAGCAGCAGACGCGGACAUGGACACACGGAGUUUAGUGGCGCUGCUCGGGCUGCUGUGGCGGUGUUGUGGAGCUCCGCAGAGGGGUCUUUUCCCAGCUGUGCUGAAUCUGGCCUCCAUGGCAGAGAUCAAGACCAACGCCACAUGUGGAGAAACAGGCCCAGAGAUGUACUGCAAACUAGUGGAGCACGUGCCAGGACGACCCGUCAAGAACCCUCAGUGUAGGACCUGCAACCUGAAGAGUGAUAAUGAUUACGAGCGGCAUCCUAUUGAGUUCGCCAUCGAUGGCACAAACAGAUGGUGGCAGAGCCCAAGCAUCAUGAACGGGAUGGACUUGCAUCAUGUCACUGUAACUCUGGACCUGCAGCAGGUUUUCCAGAUUGCUUAUGUGAUCCUGAAGGCUGCAAACGCUCCUCGACCUGGGAACUGGAUUCUGGAGCGUUCUCUGGACGGUGAAACCUUCAUGCCAUGGCAAUAUUACGCCAUAACCGACACCGAGUGUAUAACACGCUAUAACAUCAUCCCCAGGACAGGCCCACCAUCCUAUACACAUGACGACGAGGUGAUCUGUACCUCCUUCUACUCCAAAAUACAUCCUCUAGAGAAUGGAGAGAUUCACACGUCCCUGAUAAACGGACGUCCCAGUGCAGACGAUCCCUCGCCAACACUCCUGAACUUCACCUCCGCACGCUUCAUCCGUCUGCAGUUCCAGAGGAUCCGCACGCUGAACGCCGACCUCAUGACCCUCGCCCUGCACGACCCGCGGGACAUUGACCCCAUCGUCACCAGACGGUAUUAUUACUCCAUCAAGGAUAUCUCCGUCGGAGGAAUGUGCAUCUGUUACGGUCACGCUAAGGCCUGCCCUCUCAACACACACACCAAGAAAUUCAGCUGUGAGUGUGAACAUAACACAUGUGGAGAGAGCUGCGACCGCUGCUGUCCUGCUUACCACCAGAAGCCCUGGAUGGCAGGAACCUUCCUCACGCGGCACGUCUGUGAAAAGUGUAAUUGUCACAAUAAAUCAGAGGAAUGCUACUACAACCAGACGGUUGCUGAUGCUAAGCUGAGUUUGAAUAUUCAUGGCGAAUAUGAGGGGGGUGGAGUCUGUCUCGGCUGCUCUGAGAACACUAGAGGAAUUAACUGUCAAUCAUGCAUAGACGGCUACUACAGGCCAAGUGGGGUGAGUCCACUGGAGCCGUGGCCCUGCACACCCUGCACAUGUGACCUGCGAGGGGCACUUCACUCUGCAUGCAUCCCUGAUGAGAGUCAGGCCACUACAGAUCUGCCUGUGGGCUCGUGCAUCUGUAAGCCGGGAUACGCAGGUGAGCGCUGUGACAGGUGUGUGUUUGGAUAUGCUGGAUUCCCUCAGUGUGAGCGCUGCAGAUGCAGCAGUGACGGCAGUGUUAACCAGGAUCCAUGCCAGCCGCCCUGUGUGUGUAAGGAGCAUGUGGAGGGACGCGACUGUGACCGCUGUAAACAGGGAUUUUACCAUCUCAGCGGAGGACGAGUGCGCGGAUGUGACAAGUGCUACUGUUCUGGAGUCGCCAGCCUGUGUGCCGAAUCCCACUGGGACUACACUAAUGUGACUGAUAUGUCUGGAUGGUAUCUAACAGGAGUGGAUGGGGAGGGGCUUGUGUGGGCGGAGCCAAGCAGAGAGACCGCCCAUCAGGUUACUGUGAGCCAAUCAGAUGCUCAGACUCACCUGACAGCACCUUACUACUGGAGCGCCCCGUCUGCUUACCUGGGCAAGAAGCUCUUGGCGUAUGGAGGCAGGCUGGUGUAUUCGAUUUCUCACGACACAGAAAGCCUGGAGGCCGUUCACACUCUCAGAGUUCCUGAUGUCAUCAUAGAGGGUGGAGGUCUGCGGCUGGUUCACAGGUGGUCUGAGGCGUUGCUGAAGCCGCUCUCCUCAUCUGAGCGCGGAGUAGAUCUGCUGCCGGAGCUCUUCCAGCAUCAGGCCUCAGGGCAGAGCGUCAGCAGGAGAGACUUCCACUCUGUACUGCAGCACAUCCAGCGGCUGAUGCUGAGGGCAGAGCACAGUCUACAGGAGCACACACACGCCAUCUACAGGCUGCGUUCUGUUAGGAUGAGUGUAGCUGAUCAAGACUCUCGCAGUGGCAUUCAGGCCCGGGCUGUGGAGGUGUGCCAAUGUCCCCCUGGAUAUGAUGGGACAUCCUGUGAGAUGUGUGCGCUGGGCUACCGGCGGGUCAACGGGACGAUCUACCGCGGUGUGUGUGAACUCUGUCAAUGCCACGGACACACAGAGCGCUGUGAUGACCUCACCGGACACUGCCUGGGCUGCAGGGAUCACACUGUAGGACCGAACUGUGGCCAGUGUGCUCCUGGAUAUUACGGAGACGCCACUAAAGGAACUGCAGACGACUGUCAGCCCUGCGCCUGUCCUCUGCUGAGCCCCUCAAACAAUUUCAGUCCCACGUGUCGUGUGGAUGGCAGGGGCGAGGUGAUCUGCGACCGAUGCCCGCCGGGGUACACCGGAUCACGCUGCGACAGGUGUUCUAAUGGCUAUUUCGGACGUCCCAAUAUUCCUGGCGGCUCCUGUCAGCCGUGUGUGUGUAGCGGCAACCUGGACCAAACCGCACCACUGAGCUGUGACCCGCUGACUGGAGCUUGUCUGCGCUGUCGAGAGGGAUACGGAGGAGCCGACUGCGAACACUGCGGCGACGGAUACUUUGGAGAUGCCCUCAUAGCCAAGAACUGCCAAGCGUGUCAGUGCCACAGUAAUGGGUCAGUGUCAGAGCUUUGCCAUCAGCAGACGGGACAGUGCCAGUGUCGCCAACACGUAAUCGGACGGCAGUGUGACGAGUGUAUGGCUGGCUCUCACCUGCAGGGCGCUCUCGGCUGCGUCCCAUGCCACUGCAACUCUUUCGGCUCCAAGUCGUUUGACUGUGACGAGAGCGGGCAGUGCCGUUGCCAACCUGGUGUCACAGGACAGAAGUGUGACCGCUGUGCUGCUGGACACUUCAGCUUCCAGGAGGGAGGAUGCACACCGUGCCAGUGUGCCCAUGUGGGAAAUAACUGCGACGCCAGCACGGGCCAGUGUAUCUGUCCGCCCAACACCGUGGGAGAGCGAUGUGACAAAUGUGCGCCCAACCACUGGGGUCACGACAUCAGCACGGGCUGCAAGCCGUGUGGCUGUAAUGCACUGGGGUCUGUGGCGCAGCAGUGUAACCUAAACACCGGCUGCUGUAUGUGCCGAGAGCAGUUCAGGGGGGAGAAAUGCGACGAGUGUAAGCUGGGAUACAGAGAUUUUCCACAAUGCAUUUCCUGCCAGUGCUCUCCAGCAGGCUCAUCGCUGGACACCUGCGAUACAGAGUCGGGCCUCUGCGCAUGUGCAGACAGAAGCGGACAGUGCUCAUGCAAGGCUAACGUGGAGGGCCAGAAGUGUGAGCGCUGUAAGAGCGGCUCGUUCGGCCUCAAUCACAGGAAUCCUCUGGGCUGCAGUCGCUGCUACUGCUUUGGCUUGAGCAGCUCCUGUACAGAGGCCACAGGACUCAUCCGGAUGAGGCUGACUCUGAUGCCCGAGCAGACUGUUCUUCCUCUUGUGGACCGUUCUGGACAUCAGGAGACCACGGCAGGCAUCACUUUCCAGCAUCCAGACAUCAUCGCCACCGCAGACGUGGUCCAGCAGCAGCUGAGCGAGCCAUACUACUGGAGACUGCCCAAACAGUUCAAGCGCUCCAUGAUAACGGCCUAUGGUGGUAAGCUAAGGUACGCCAUAUACUACGAAGCCCGUGAGGAGACGGGACGCACCUCAUACGAGCCGCAGGUCAUCAUUAAGGGUGGCCCGAAUAAAGACAAGGUCAUGGUGCGACACAUGCCCGCGCUUCAGAUCGGCCAGCUGACCCGUCACGAGAUCGACAUUACAGAGCACGAGUGGAAACACAAGGAUGACAGGCCCAUGUCUCGAGAGGACUUCAUGGACGUUCUGUUUCAUGUGGAAUAUAUCUUAAUAAAGGCUUCGCACGGCAACGUCAUGAGGCACAGCAGGAUUUCUGAGAUCACUCUGGAGGUGGCGGAGGUGGGCAGAGCAUCCCAGGACAGUGAAAUCGCCCAUCAGAUUGAGAAAUGUGUGUGUCCUCAGGGAUACGCUGGUCUCUCCUGUGAGGAGUGUGCUGCCGGGUUCUACAGGCUCUCAGUUCUGGCUGGUGGAUCUGCGUCCCGGGCUGGUUUUGGCAGCUGCGUUCGGUGCCAGUGCAAUGGGCACAGCGACUCUUGUGAUCCCGAAACCUCCGUCUGCCAGAAUUGUCAGCACAACACAGUGGGUGAUAAGUGUGAGCGCUGUGCUGCGGGGUUUUAUGGUGUAGUGCGAGGAUUUACAGAUGACUGCAAACCCUGCGCCUGUCCACUGCUCAACCCUGAGAACAACUUCAGUCCCACCUGUCAGACAGAAGGUUUUAAUGAGUACCGCUGCACCGCCUGUCCUGAAGGCUACGAGGGAAAACACUGUGAAAGGUGCGCUCCUGGUUUUCACGGUGACCCCGGGGUGCUGGGCGGCCGCUGUGAGGAGUGUAAGUGUGACCCGUACGGUGCUUUCCCCUCAGCGUGUGACUCUCGCUCUGGGCAGUGCCAGUGCCGUCCUGGUGCCAGCGGACUGAAGUGUGACCAGUGCAUGGAGAGGCAUGUGUGUGGCCCUGAGGGCAUUGUGUCGUGCGAUGACGACUGCGCAGGGCUCUUGAUUCGGGACAUGGAGCGUCUGCUGCGUUUGAUUGGCAGUGUCAAUCUCACUCUGCCCCUCCCACUGCCCUAUAAAGUGCUGUAUCGAUUCGAGAACGUGACGGAGGAGCUGAAGCACAUGCUGUCUCCUCAGAGAGCUCCAGAGAGACUAAUGCAGCUGGCCGACAGCAACCUGGGAAGCCUGGUCACUGAGAUGGACGAACUGCUUAACCGGGCAACUAAAGUGUCUGCUGAUGGAGAACAGACAGCAGCGGAUGCCGAGAGAAGCCGUAAAGCUGCAGAAGAGCUGGAACUGUACGUCAGGAACACACUGCUGGCUGCUGAAGCACUGCGCGAUAAAGCACGUGAUCUGAACACGACUCUGGGACUGCGGGACGGGACUCUAGAGAAAAGCGUGAAUGAGAUGAAUGAUGAGAUCCAGGCCAUGCUCGCAGAACUUCGCAAACGCCAGCUCACCGGAAAGAAACACAUGGCUGAUGAAGAGCUCGGGGCUGCGGAGGCUCUUUUGUCCCGUGUGAAGCGCUUGUUUGGAGACCCACAGCAGGCCACAGAGGACCUGAAGCAGGAGGUGGGACAGAAGAUGAGCGACUACAAGCUGAAGCUGCAGGAGGCGCAGGAGCUGCUGGAGGAGGCGCUCACACACACCAGACAGGCUGAAGACCUGACUCUCAACAACCAGCUCAAACUGCAGCAUCUGCAGGGAAAGAGGGAUGCGGCCGUUAAACAGAAAGAACAAGCGGAGGGGGUUUUAUUGGAGGGAGAGAAGAGUCUGGACGAAGCCAACGCUCUCUCCGACGCCAUCACCCGUGGCAAAGAGGAGCUGGAGGAGAUGGCGGGACAGCUGGGGCCUCUGCGGGAUCAGCUGCGGGAUAAAGUGUCGGAUCUGAGUCGCGGUCUGGAUGAGUCCGUCCCAGAGCUGCUACUGAGAGCGGAGGAUCACGCCGCACAGCUCAACCACUCCGCCGCCAUACUCGACAGUAUUCUGGCUGAGGCAAAGAAUCUGUCCUUCAACGCCACGGCUGCUUUCAGCGCAUACACCAACAUCAAGAACUACAUUGAGGAGGCUGAUAGAGUGGCCAAAGACGCCAAGAAAACCAGCGCUGAGGCUCUACAGCUGGCCUCAGGACCCAAAGGCUCUCUGAAAGAUCAGGCUAAAGGUUCACUCCAGAAGAGCCACAAUCUGCUGAAUGAGGCUAAAGACCUGCAGAAGGACGUGACAGAAAAUGGAGAGAAUCUGGGAGCCCUUCAGCUCAGACUGAAAGGAGCCAACAAACAGAACAAAGACUUACAGAAACGCCUGAACGACACCGUGGAGAAACUCAACGCCAUCCCUGAUGAUCUGGCGCUGAAGAUCCAGGCCACUAAGCUGAAGGCGGCCAAAGCCAACGACACGGCGCUGGACGUCCUGAACCGUCUGAAGGACAUGAACCUCAACCUGAUGGGCCUGAAGAAAAACUACGACAAGCUGGAGGACGACGUCAGGAAAACCAACAACCUGAUCAAAGACCCCGAGAAAAACAUUCAUGCAGCAGGCGCCAGAGUCAAGGAUCUGGAAAACGAAGCCGACAGGCUGAUGGAGAAACUGAAGCCCAUUCAGGAGCUGCAGGACAACCUGAAGAAAAACAUCUCGCAGAUUAAAGAACUCAUCAACCAGGCGCGCAAGCAGGCCAACUCUAUUAAGGUGUCUGUGUCAUCCGGUGGAGACUGCAUCCGCACCUACCGGCCAGAGAUCAAGAAGGGCCGCUACAACACCAUCAUCCUACACCUCAAGACCCUCGCUGCCGAUAACCUGCUGUUCUACCUGGGAUCCGCCAAAUAUGUGGAUUUCUUGGCCAUCGAGAUGCGGAAGGGGAAAGUGAACUUCCUGUGGGACGUGGGGUCAGGGGUCGGCCGAGUGGAAUAUCCAGAUCUGAUCAUCAACGAUGGAAACUGGCACCGAAUCGAAGCCUCACGUAUCGGUCUGAACGGCAGUAUCUCGGUCCGUGCCCUUGAGGGACCCAAAACAGGCAUCUUACCUUCACUCAGAAGUGCAAAAGCACCAGAGACCUACACUGUGCUGGACGUGGACCAGAACGCUUACCUGUUUGUCGGAGGCAUGCUGGGAUCAGUGAAGAAAGCAGAUGCUGUGAAAACCACCACAUUUUCAGGUUGUAUGGGUGAGACGUCUCUGGAUGGAAAAGCCAUCGGCCUCUGGAACUACAGAGAGAGAGACGGGGACUGUGCUGGAUGUGUUGUCAGUCCUCAGCCUGCAGACACUGAAGGAACGGUUCAGUUUGAUGGAGACGGUUAUGCAUCCGUCAGUCGCCCCACCAGGUGGAACCCAAACGUCUCCACUGUCAUGUUCAAGUUUCGCACCUUCUCCACACACUCCGUCAUGAUGUACUUCGCCACCAAAGACAUGAAAGACUUCAUGAGUGCUGAACUGAGCGACGGCAGGCUGAAAGUGAGUUAUGAUCUGGGCUCUGGCACCGGCUCCAUCAUCAGUGAUAAACGCUAUAAUGAUGGCAAGUGGAAGUCCUUCACCAUGUCCCGCAUGAAGAAAGAAGCCACCAUCACCAUCGUCAACAUGGACACGAAUGAGGACGAGCGGCUGCUGAUGGCGUCUCCAGGAGGCGCUACAGGCCUCAACCUGCGGGACAACGAGCGCAUGUUUUUCGGAGGAUUGCCCAAAGCUGGAAACUACAGGUCAGAGGUGGUUUUGAAGAGGUUUUCUGGCUGUAUGAAGGAUAUCGAAGUCUCCCGAACGCCAUAUAAUCUGCUGAGCAGUCCAGAUUACACAGGACUGACCAAAGGCUGCUCCAUUGAGAAUCUGCACACAGUGAGUUUCCCGCGGGCCGGGUUCAUGGAGCUGAAUCCGGUGUCAUUUACCGUGGGCUCGGAGAUCUCGCUCUCCUUCAGCACCAGGAGUGAAGACGGGCUGAUACUGUUCGGCAGAGGAGGACUGACCUCCAUGACGGAGCUGACGCAGGGACUCACGCCAGUGCACAUUCCACACCGCUCUCGCAGACAGACCGGAGAGCCCUUCCUCUCUGUGCAGCUCAGUAAAGGGGCACUGGAGGUGCUGGUGUUCACCGGCUCCAGAAACCCACGCAGAGUUUUCCGAAAGCCGGAUCAGGGAAUCCUGCAUGAUGGCCGCGAGCACUCACUGCGCAUCCAGAGGCUCCCGGGAGCAUCCUUCACUGUCCAGGUGGACGAGGAGCCACUGGUGCAGCAGCCCUUACCCAGCGACCUCCCACUCAACAUCCAUCGCCUCUUCAUCGGAGGAAUCCCGCCUGAUGUACAAACUGGCGUCCACAGGCCCAGCAAGCCAUUCGAGGGCUGCAUCUGGAACCUCUUGAUCAACACUGUCCCGGUGGACUUCUCCCAGCCUGUGGCCUUUGAGAAUGCAGAGAUUGGCCACUGCCCUGACCUGGCCCCUGCUCUGGCUCCACCCCCUGAGGAAAAGGAGGAGGAGGAGAAAGAGGCUUCACCCACACCAGCAGAAGCAAUUCGUCCUCCGGCAGCUCCAGCCUCCACUGCCACACCCCUUGCCAAAGCCACGCCCAUCCCAGACACACCCACCAGUGUCAAAGAACCCGCGGUGUCGUGCGCAGCAGAGGCGGAGCCUGCAGUGCUGGAGCUGGCUAAACAGUUCGGUCUGUCCAGAAACAGUCACAUGACCUUUGAGUUUGAUGACAAGAACGUGAAGGAGAGGCUGAUCAUUGAGUUCGAGAUGCGCACAGAGACAGACUCGGGUCUGGUUUUCUACAUGGCCAGAAUAAACCAUGCAGAUUUCGCCACCAUCCAGCUGAAGGAGGGAAUGGCUCACCUGAGCUUUGACCUGGGCAGUGGGAACACCUCCGUCAGCGUGCCGCGGAUCAUCAAUGACGGGCAGUGGCACAAGAUCCGUGUGAUGAGAGACAAACAGAGAGGAGUCCUCACGAUAGACGGCCGCUACAGCAAACACACCACCAGCCCGAAGAAAGCAGGUAUCCUGGAUGUGGUGGGAAAGCUGUAUGUGGGGGGUUUGCCGCUCAACUACACCACCAAACGCAUCGGCCCUGUGCUGUACAGCAUUGACGCUUGCAUUAGGAACUUCAAGAUGAUGAAUCUGCCCAUGGAUAUGGAGAACCCCACCUCCAGCUACCGCGUGGGCUCCUGCUUUGCCAACCCAGAAAAGGGAACCUAUUUCGAUGGCACAGGCUAUGCCAAAGCUGUGGAGGCGUAUCGAGUGGGUAAUGACGUGUCCGUGGAUCUGGAGUUUAGGACAGCUCAGAGCUCUGCUGUCCUGGUGGGCGUCAGCAGCCAAAAGAUGGACGGGCUGGGCAUCGAACUCGUCAACGGAAAGCUGUUCUUCCAUGCUGAUAAUGGAGUGGGCCGCUUCACAGCCGUGCAUGAGCCAGGUCAGGAGGCGGGGCUUUGUGAUGGGCAGUGGCACACAGUCUCCGCCCACAAGCUGAAGCACCGCCUGGAGCUGACGGUGGACGGACAGAAGUCCGAGGCGGCAAGUCCAGACAUCCGCUCAGCUUCUGCAGACACCAAUGACCCACUGUAUGUGGGCGGAUACCCCGAGGGUCUGAAGCAGUUCGGGCUCACCAUAAACACCCCAUUUAAAGGCUGCAUGAGGAACGUGAAGAUCAGUAAAGCUGGAAAAACUCUGCAGGUCCAGAUGAACAAACUGCUGGAGCUCAGAGGAGUUCAGCCGCUCAGCUGCCCUGCUGCUGCUGCUUAAACACACAGAGAGAGAGAGAGAGACACACAGAUACACAAGCAAUCACGCAAAUAAGCAAACACACAGAGAGACACAAACACACACUCGCAGAGACACACAGAGAUACAUAAACACACAAAUACACAGGCACAAACAGACACACACAAAAACAGAUAAUCAAACACACACAUAAUCAAACACACACAUAAACAAACACACACAUAAACAUAAACAUGCUCACAAACACAGAGACGCACACUCACAAACACAGAGAGAAACAUACACGCACACAGAUACACAAACGGACACACACAAAUCAGAUAAACAAACACACAGCGAUACAUAAACACACUCACAAACACAAAGAGAAACAUACACACACAGAAACAUACACAGAUACACAAACACAAAACAAACACACACAGAUAAUCAAACAUGCACAGAUACAUAAACAAACAUACACACACAGCAACACACACUCAUAAACACUCACACAAAUAUACAAAUACAGAAACACGCACACACACAUAUUCAAAAACACACGCAAACAAACACAGAGAAACAGAAACACACAUAGAUACACAAACACAAAACAGACACACACACACACAAAUAAAUGCACAAUCACAGAAAGAAACACACACAUAAACACAAACACAGAAAAAACACACACACAAACUCAUACACACAGAUAAACAAAUACACGCAAAACACACCGGCACACAGAUACUCAAACACACAGAUAUGCAAACACACACCCAUAAACAAAGAGAAACAUACACACACACAGAAACACACACAAAUACACAAACAGACACAGAUACACACAAACACACACUUAUAAACACAAAGAGAAACAUACACACACAAAACGCAAACACACACACAGAUACACACAAACACACACAUAAACACAAAGAGAAACAUACACACACAAAUACACAAACACACACCUAUAAAAACAAAGAGAAACAUACACACACAGACACACACACACAGAUACACACAAACACACACUUAUAAACACAAAGAGAAACAUAAAAACACAGAAACACACACAGAUACACACUUAUAAACAAAGUGUUUAUAACACACACUUAUAAACAAAGAGAAACAUACACACACAGAAACACACACAAACAGACAAAGACACACACACACUCACAAUCACACAGAGAGAAACACAGAAACACACAUAGAUAAACAAAUACACACAAACAUAGACACACAAGCACACAGAUAAACAAACAGAGAUACACAAACACAAAGAGAAACACACACAGAUACACACAAAUACACACACAAGCAAACACACAAUCACAGAGAGAAACACAGAAACACACACAGAUACUCAAAAACAGAAACACACAAACACACGCACACAAGCACAGAGAUACACAAACACAAAGAGAAACACACACACACACACAAACGCACGCAAACAAACAGACACACACAAGCACAGAGAUAAACAAACAGAAAGAUAAACACACACAAAUGCAUGCAAACAAACAGACAUACACAAGCACACAGAUAAACAAACACAAAUACACACACACACACACACUCACAAACACAAAGAGAAACAUACAUGCACACAGGAACGCCCAGAUACACAAACACAGAUAAACAAACACACACUCACAAUCACACACAGUAACUGUUGUACUCCACAUGAGUCUGUCCCAAUCAGUCCAUCAUACUGCUCAGCCCCCUCAUCAUAUCCAUCAGCAGUCCUCAUAGUCAACACAACAUCCACCGCAGUACACGGAGAGCGCCGAACGCCUCGUCUCAGUCUGUGCAUGAAGCUUUUCCUCUCGUCCCUCUUCAGUGUGAGCGGCUCAAAUAAAAAUACUGUGUGAGCUUUGCUGUGAUCUUUCAGAAACGUCCAUAUGAUGUGUGACGGCCCGUUCACACCCAAUCCCCCUUUGUUUAGCUCAGGCUGUAUGAGAUGUGUGUGUGUGUGUGUGUGUUUGGUGGGAUACAACGACACGAAAUGCGUAUAAUUACAUGUAUAUGAUCUAGACAAUACAAUGUUGAGGUGAUUUAUGAGGACAUGUUUUGUGUCCUCGUAAUUCAGAUCCUUAAAAAUCAAACUUUUUCACAUUCAAAUCUGAGUUCCUGUGAGGGCUGGGUCAAAUAAGCUGUUUUUACUGUAUGAAAUACAUUAUAGAGAGUCCUUAUAAACCACCAAUACCAACAUGUGUGUGUGUGUCUGCUGUGCAUGGAGUGAUGUAAUGAACAGGAUUUCCAAAUAAAGAAAAAUCCCCUCUGA
Danio aesculapii is the source of this 11679-nucleotide messenger RNA. It is a transcript of the gene lama2, whose product is annotated as laminin, alpha 2. The record is from RefSeq and is a predicted model, not a curated record. Gene Ontology annotation, biological process: cell adhesion; axon guidance; regulation of cell adhesion. Gene Ontology annotation, cellular component: basement membrane. Gene Ontology annotation, molecular function: signaling receptor binding; extracellular matrix structural constituent. NCBI's taxonomy places the organism in Eukaryota, Metazoa, Chordata, Actinopteri, Cypriniformes, Danionidae.